ACGCGUCUGUCAGUGCCUCAACAUCUCUGCAGGAAUGACAGUGCACUGACCAAAGCAAGGAACCACUCCACUUCUCCACAUCAGCUGAACGAGCAGCUCAUCCGUCUGAACUGGAUUUACAUCACCUCCCUCACCUCACGGACCGACCUGCAGCCGCUUGACAGAGACAUGUCAUCGUGAUAUUACACCCUCCAUGUUCGCUGCAAGACAAACCAUGAUGAGAUGACCGAGGACUUGUAGGGCUGACAGCAGAGGAGCUGACGGUAAAUGAGAGGCCGUCACCAUGCCCUCGGGGAAGUAUGGGAUGCAGGGGGAAUGGGAGAAGGAGGGGGACCAGGAGAUCAUGAUGGACUUCCUGCUACCCACUGGGAUCUUCCUCAAAUUCCCUGUGACACGAAACGACACCAUCAAAAACAUCAAAAAAAUGGUUUGGAAAAAUGCCAGAAGUGAGGCCCUUUUUGGCGCGCUAGGAGAACCCGAUGCAUACGUCUUCACCUGCAUCAACGGGACGGCAGAGAGGGAGGAACUAGAAGAGGAAUCGAGGCGCAUAAGUGACGUGCGGCCCUUCAUGUGUGUCCUGAGGCUGGUGGCAAGGGAGGGCGACCGAGUCGAGAAACUCACCAAUACACAAAUCAGCUUGUUAAUUGGCAAAGGUCUGCAUGAGUUUGAGGCCCAAAAGAACCAUGAGGUAAACGAGUUUCGGACCAAGAUGCGUACGUUUUGCGAAGAGAAGGCUCAGGAGCGGCAGUUGUUGCCAUGGCAGAAGUGGAUGGAAUACAGCUUCCCGUGCAACCUGGAGCCAUGCUGCUCUCCGCCAGUGGGUGCAAAGUCCAAAAACUCCAAGAAGAUUUUCAUCAAUGUCAAGUUUGAGGCUAGUGAUGAAAGCUUCAUGUUGCAGCAGGAUCCUCAGGACCUCCCUAUGGCUUUGAUAAAGAGCGCUCUGAAGAAGAAAGCCACUGUGUUUCGCUCAGUGAGACAGGAACCUGAAGACUACACCCUACAGGUCAACGGCAGGUGGGAGUUCAUCUACGGGAAAAACCCACUGUGCCAGUUCAAAUAUAUUUUCUGGUGUUUGAGUAAUGGCCAAAAUGCCCAUUUAACCAUGGUGCAUCACUCCACCAUCAGCAAAUACCAGGAGGAGCAGGGCAGAAUGGGCAGCCAGGUAUUUAAGAGCCGCUCGUUGUCCAGACCUCCUCCGCUGCCCCUGAAGAAGCAGAAUACGUCUUCUCUGUGGUCCAUCAAUGAGCCUUUCUGCAUUCACCUGCUUCAGGGCAGCCGAGUCAACGCAGACGAAGGGAUGAAGCUUGUGGUGCAGGCUGGCCUGUUCCAUGGCAGUGAACUCCUCUGUAAGGUGGUGACCAGCUCGGAGGUGGCGGUGUCCUCUGAGCCCCUGUGGGAUCAGAAGCUGGAGUUUGACAUUAAUGUGGCCGACCUGCCCCGCAUGAGCCGUCUGUGUUUUGCACUCUAUGCUGUCAUUGAGAAAGCCAAGAAACCCCGUGGCACUAAGAAGAAGAAUAAGAGAGCGGACUGUCCGAUAGCCUGGGUGAACACUAUGGUGUUUGACUACAAAGACCAGCUGAAGACCGGAGAGGUCCUCUUGUCCAUGUGGCCAUCUGUUCCUGAUGACAAAGGGGAAUUGUUGAAUCCAAUGGGAACUGUGGAGAAGAACCCCAAUGUGGACAGCGCUGCCGGGCUUUUCAUCCGCUUCAACAAUAUCCGUCCUUACCCUCUCUAUUACCCUCCACUCGACAAGAUAAGUGCUGUGGACAAGAAUGGAGAUGUAACUUUUCCCGCCAAAGAAGAGUACAUGAAACUCAAAGAAAUCAUGGAUAACAAAAACUACACCGAGUUCUUUGAGGAUGAGAAGGAGCUCUUGUGGAAGCUUCGUGCAGAAGUCUGUGAUUGCUUCCCUGAAAGUCUGUCUAAGUUGCUCCUCAUCACCAAGUGGAAUAAGCGUGAGGACGUAGUUCAGAUGGUGAGCUUGCUGAAAAACUGGCCGGACCUCCCUGCCAUCCCUGCCUUGGAGCUGUUAGACUACAGUUUUCCCGACCCAGUAGUCCGUUCUUUUACCAUCAGAUGCCUCAGGAAGCUCAGUGAUGAUGAGCUGCUGCAGUACUUAAUCCAGCUGGUCCAGGUUUUGAAGUAUGAGUCCUAUCUCGAUUGUGACCUCACCACUUUCCUGCUGGAGAGAGCUUUGUCAAACUGGAGGAUAGGACACUUUCUCUUUUGGCAUCUAAGGUCUGAAAUUCAUGUGCCGUCUGUGAGUUUACGCUUUGGCCUGAUUUUGGAAGCUUACUGCAGAGGAAACAUCCACCACAUCAGGCUCUUAAGCAAACAGAACGAAGCUCUGGGCAAAAUGAAGGCCCUGAGUGACUUUGUCAAAUCAGGCUCCCAGAAGAUGACAGUGGAUGACCUGAAGCUGUGUAUCAGACAGGAGUCUUACCUGGAGGCCCUGUCAGACCUGCUGUCACCUCUCAACCCCAGCAUCAUCCUCAGUGAGAUCUGUGCAGAUAAGUGCAGAUUCAUGGACUCCAAGAUGAAGCCGCUGUGGCUGAUGUAUAGGAACCCUGGUGCUCAGGGAGACAUGGUGGGCAUCAUCUUCAAGAAUGGAGACGAUCUUCGGCAAGACAUGCUGACCCUCCAGAUGAUCCAGCUAAUGGAGAACUUAUGGAAAAAAGAAGGUCUUGAUCUCAGAAUGAUCCCAUAUGGCUGUUUGUCCACUGGGAACAAGAUGGGGCUCAUUGAGGCUGUGAAGCACGCAGACACCAUAGCCAAUAUCCAGAGGAACAGCAGUAACAGCGCCGCCACAGCUGCCUUCAACAAGGACGCUCUGCUUAACUGGCUCAAAUCAAAGAAUCCUGAGGACAAACUGGAUCAGGCAAUAGAAGAGUUUACACUGUCCUGUGCUGGCUACUGUGUAGCUACUUAUGUCCUUGGUAUUGGAGAUCGUCACAAUGACAACAUCAUGAUCAGGGAAACAGGACAGCUGUUCCACAUUGACUUUGGGCAUUUCCUCGGCAAUUUCAAGCGGAAACUCGGGAUCAACAGGGAGCGCGUGCCUUUUAUCCUGACUUACGACUUUGUCCAUGUGAUCCAACAAGGAAGGACAAACAACAGUGAGAAGUUUGAGAGGUUCAGGGAGUACUGUGAGCGGGCCUACAAGAUCCUGUGUCGAAAUGGGACGUUGUUCGUCAACCUCUUUGCUAUGAUGAAGGCAGCAGGACUGCCAGAGCUCACCUCCUUCAAAGACAUCCAGUAUCUAAAGGACUCUUUAGCUUUGGGAAAAUCAGAAGAGGAGGCGUUGAAGAAUUUCAAAGUGAAGUUCAACGAAGCUCUACGGGAGAGCUGGAAGACAAAGGUGAACUGGAUGAUGCACUCCUUGGCCAAAGAUAACAGACCGUAAGGAACAUUGCACCAAGGUAACCUGAAGAGCGACCAAAAACGUAUGGUUUCUAACUUAUGGAUUGAAAAGGGAAGUUCAUUAAUAUAUUUACUUUGUUGAUGGCAUUCGAGGACACUCAUAAAAUGUUUACAUCUGACUGGCCUGGUUGUGGAAAUUAACAUGAGAGUGGAGAGACUGUUUUCAUCCUGGAGCAUAAUUACAAAAGAUACUUUCACCAUGAAGGAAAUCCAUCACACUCAUCAUCCUAGCAUCAAAUAAUAGGAUUCCUUUGCCUUGAAGACACAGCUGAAGAAACAUUACACAGGUUUUUUAAUGCUACUUGAAAACUCACGUGAAAGUGUCAUGAAUCAGUAAAACAGGAGCAGAGACUGAAAGCUCAUCUCAUUGACCACAUUACUCAGCCGGGUGCAAUCUGCAAACAAACUUUAUGACAACUUAAGACGCCACUGUCAGGUCAUGGAGCAGAAUAAUACAGCAGCAGUUUCGUGUCAAGGCUUUUGUACAGUUUACAUCCCUUGAUGGCUGUGUCGUCGCCUCUUAUUUCAAAUGCCCUCAUGCAAUUGUGUCUUUUUCAGUUUUUUGUAUUUAAUUUAAUUUGGUAGCUCAAAAGUACUUGUAAAUAGUCAUGAAGGAUAUUUUUAAAGGAUUUUUUAUUUUAUUGCCGUGCCACUUGUCAAUGUGUAAUAUUGCCUUGAAGUACUGUGUGUUGCCUUAAGAGUGCCAGUAGACCAGAAGCAUUGUAACCAUGACAAUCUAUUGUAAAAUAGUGAAGUAUAUUUAAAUUGGAGCUUUAUUUUGGUAGCAUCUUCCAGUAUAAGUGUUGGCCAUUAAGCAGACUCUUACCAAACACUUCAUAUGCAUUAAAUGAAUGGUUUGACAUUUUUGUGGAUAAGCUUAUUUGCUUUCUGGUUGAUAAUUUGACAAGCAGUAAGCUAUUUAACCCUCUGACUGUAGAUUUUAUGUGAAGCUGUAGUGAGCAGCCUUUAGUUUAUCUGAGCACAAAGACUGGACACUUGGAAAAUGCUUGCUUGGCUCUGUCACAGUGCCCCCUACAGCACCUCCAAAACUCAGCAGAAAGCACUGCAGAAUAAAAAGAUCAAAUUGUGUUCUUUAAAGUUACUUUACCAAAACUUUUUAGAGGUACUGGUAGGUGGAUUGCAUUUACUUUUGAGCAGAACAAGCUGGUGUUUUCCUUUGUUUUCAUUAUCUGUGCUAUGCUUUGCUUUGUGUGUACUGGCCCCAGGUUCAUAUUCAAUGGACAUACAGUAUGUGUAACUGGAAUGGUUUCAUUAUCCUCUUAGCAAGCAAAAGAAUAGGCUUGUAUCCAAAAAUGUUAAACCAUCUCUUUAAUGUCGGUUGUGAAAAAAUCUAAUCAUGUCAGGCUAAAAUAUCAUAUAAUGGUUUGGUCAAAUGACCAGAUUAAAUAUUGUAUGAAUGAUGUUUUAUUACUGAGAUAGGUCUGUGUAGAGCCAUCGACUUGUGGAAGCAUUUCUCAAAAUGUGGUACUGUAUGCAGCUCCCUCUCAAAUAUGUAAAUGUGGAUUUCUGUAUGCAUCCUAUCUCAGAUGAUGCAGUCAGUUUAUGUCUGUUUGUAUUAUUGUCUGCCUUUAUUGUUUCAAAUAUUUAAGUUAUGCAUUGUGUAAUUUAAAUUGCGUCAAUGGAACUGAUGUGCCAGGUGCCAUGAAAGAGAUUUCACAAUGUUGUGUCAAACACCUCUAUACUUUGUCAUCUCCACUGCAAAUGUGUUUGUUAAAGUGUGUGCUGUAGGAUUUAGUUUAAUGGUUUGUUUGGACUAUGUUGACAUGCUAUAUACUUGUUGUCAGGCCUGUAAGGAUGAGGAUAUGCUUGCCAUGUUGCAUAGCAGUUAAAAUAAUCUCUAUCAUUGUGCAAGUCACAGUGCAAUGAUGACUUUUAAAGAGGAGCUGUGGAUUGCAUAGCAAGCGGGUUGAAAGCUGCUAAAAUAUUCACCCUGGAUUAGACAUUAAAUAUGGUCAUCAGUGUCCCUCAGCUGAUUACUGCUACUUCAAGCAAGAUGAAGCUUACAUUGAGUUUAACAGCUACUUUUGCAAAAGGUUAAAAUACACAGCUGUUGCCUUUGGAGUUGUUAUUCCUGAAAUUUUUGAAUGGGAGAAAUCUAUAAAGGCUAUACUCGUAUUUUCAUGCACAGCUUAAGAGAUAAACCUUUGUAUCAAUUUAGGUGUAAAAAAUACCUUUCCUUUACCUGCAUCCUGUUUUCACAUUCGCUUCUCUCACUGUUGGGGGGGACGGGACGGGACACACACUCAAUAAACAGCAGGAUCCAAGUCA
This is a messenger RNA of Notolabrus celidotus (New Zealand spotty), 5709 nucleotides long. RefSeq names its product phosphatidylinositol-4,5-bisphosphate 3-kinase, catalytic subunit delta (gene pik3cd). NCBI's taxonomy places the organism in Eukaryota, Metazoa, Chordata, Actinopteri, Labriformes, Labridae. The coding region runs from base 284 to 3403 and encodes 1039 amino acids. Gene Ontology annotation, cellular component: cytoplasm; phosphatidylinositol 3-kinase complex; plasma membrane. The transcript is spliced from 23 exons. Gene Ontology annotation, biological process: phosphatidylinositol-3-phosphate biosynthetic process; phosphatidylinositol 3-kinase/protein kinase B signal transduction; cell migration. Gene Ontology annotation, molecular function: 1-phosphatidylinositol-3-kinase activity; 1-phosphatidylinositol-4-phosphate 3-kinase activity. The record is from RefSeq and is a predicted model, not a curated record.